Messenger RNA from Procambarus clarkii (red swamp crayfish), 4919 nucleotides. NCBI's taxonomy places the organism in Eukaryota, Metazoa, Arthropoda, Malacostraca, Decapoda, Cambaridae. The record is from RefSeq and is a predicted model, not a curated record.
GCCAGUCACGGGCAGCACGGCUCACAGCGGUACAGGCGCUCCACCAGGAACCUCUCUCACCAAGGGCGUAGCUCGCUCAACACUCACUCGCAUCUUACCAAUUCUUACAGUGCUUGUAUCGGGGUCAUAAGUGUUAUUCUCUGGUGAUUUCUGUUAAAACAGCGAUUGGAAUUGGCUUGUUUGCUCUUGAAGAAGCCUAAUGACUUCGUGGUGCUGAUUUACAGUGUAACUAAAUAGUAUGCGCUUGACACAGAGGAUUAUUUACGUCUCGCUGUGCGCUACCAGGUGUCAGUGUUGUGUUUAGUGCGUGUUAUGGAUAACAAAAUAAGCUACACUUCAUCCUGUCAACGUUUGGUUCAGUAAUGAUAGACGCACAGUAAGAGGCAACGGAUACUUCCUCUCGCAAAGUGGCCACUCUGCCCUGCAGCCGUCCGUAGCUCGCUCUCAACUACUGCAACAACUCCUGCUGUCAACGAAGGAAGGCGAGGCCAAGACAUUCGUCAGGAUCCAGCACAUGGUGCAAACAACGAUGGCGGCGUCGUUCCCGUACAGUCAGAACGGCGAGGCGGGGGCGGGUAAAGAAGGUCCCGGGAAAGAUGGUCCGCCCUUCUCACCGCCCGGAGCGCCAGGGGCGCCUCCACCAGGAGCCCCUGGAGCUCCUCCAACGCCUCAGACCACACCCACCGCCGCCGUCCCAGGCGUGCCUGUCACAGUCUCCUCCAGCGGAGCGACGGUAGCGGGAGGCAUGGCGGUGCAGGUUCCUGUGGGUCCACCUGUCGUUGCCAACGGUGUGGAGCAGCAAGUGGUCAAUGCGAAUGAGGCUGAGAAUGGUGAUGCUGCAGCAAAUGGACAACCUGGUACUCCGGCACCCACCAAGGAACAGCCAAAGCGCCUACAUGUAUCAAAUAUUCCCUUCAGAUUUAGAGACCCAGAUCUCAGAAAUAUGUUUGGUAAAUUCGGCACAAUACUUGAUGUGGAAAUCAUCUUCAAUGAGCGAGGAUCAAAGGGUUUUGGUUUUGUGACCUUUGCGUCUGCAGCUGAUGCCGAUCGUGCCAGAGAAUCUCUAAAUGGCACUGUCGUAGAAGGUCGCAAGAUUGAGGUGAACAAUGCUACUGCCCGUGUUCAAACCAAGAAGCCUGCCGCAGCCGUUCCUAAUGUUAUACUCGCUAGAAAUGGAAUGGUGCCAACUGCCGUGGCGGCGGCCCUCCGAGGUGUUGCGAUCCAGCGUGGCAGGGCUCGGACGUAUCCGGCCACUGCCCUUGCACGUCAUCCCACCCCACUAACAGCUGCCGCCACAGCUCUGCAUGGCUACACACCCGGUGUAUAUUAUGACCCCUUCCUAGCAGCGCAAGCAGCACAAGCAGCAACUCCUCUUCAGGUGAACCCGGUUGGGCCACAUGCUGUUGCAGAAGGCGGCACAGCUCAGACCCAUACACCAUACUACACGUGUCAAACUGGCACACCUGGUUGGGUCACUAGCUGCCAAGGAAGGCAGCACAGCUCAGACCCAUACACCAUGCUACACGUUCCAAACUGGCACCCCAUGUUGGGUCACAUGCUGCCGCAGAUGGCGUCACAGCUCAGACCCAUGCAUCAUACUUCACGUCUCAAACUGACACCCAAGCAAGCAGCUGCAGCCGCAGCAGCAGCGGUGGGCCAGCCUGCUGCUGCCGUUGGUGCGGUCAACCCUGCCGCCGUGGGGGCCUCGGCUGCUCAGCUCCUUAAAACACCAACACUUUCUGUCUCAACGGCCCAACAGGCAGGAUAUGCAGCUGCAGCAAAUGCCUACACAGCUGCUGCGGCACGGGCUUAUGGAGUGGCUGCAGCAGCCGCCCAGCCAGCAGCAGUUGCCGCGUAUCCCACCAUCGCCGCCGGAUCGAUCUAUUACAGUGACAGGCCCUACCCUGACCCCUACAUCGCGGCCGCUUCAGGUAUUGGACCAGUGGCUGGCUACGGGGCGGUCUACAGAGGCAGCUACAAUCGAUUUGCACCGUACUGAGGACCUCAUGUGUGCAUUCAUUAAAUAACAUGACAAUGCCGUUAUCAAUUGCUCAUUAGAGACUAUGUUGGUCUGUGUGACUGUAUGGUUAUAUAACAAAGAACUCUGCUCCCAGCCCUUGACCAUCUAUUGUAAUGUCCCAUGGAGUGUCACCACACCACUUAGUUGACAAGUCGUUUUGUCAUUACAACACUCGAGAAAGUUUCUGUUGUGACAGCUCACUUCCACUUGUUCCUUAGGGCUCAUCUAGAUGAUGACAACUCUCAAAAGAAGCAUAGUUAAGUUAAUAUUUCCCAUGCCCAAGACUUAUCAGCAGUUACCUAAUUAAUAACUGGUGGCAACAUGUUGGUAGGACGAGUGUGUAAAGUGUGCCAGACUGGACCUAAGAGUGCUUUAAAGGUGGCUGCAUUGGUGUGGCAUCCAGUUUGUACAAGAGGUGGCUGGGGCUGGAAGGUGGUGUGAUGCCACCCACACCAACCUGACCAACACAUGGACUCUGUGCUGUUGUUACCAUUUUCCCUCUACCAUUUUGUAUGAAGGGUCUUGUAGUGAAUUUCUGGACAAUUUGGAAACUUCAGUUUAAACCCAUGUAGGCAAUUUCUGAGUCAGUGGAGUAUUUGUUAUGUUGAGAGUAGGCAUGGCCCAUUUCAUAGACAAAUUAUGAAAUGAAAUAGUGCAUUUUUAAUGUAUUCAACGAAACAUUUGACAAGUGUGACUCGUAUAACCUAUACUUGUACAGUGUAUGUUUACACUCUUAAGAUAUACUUGAUAACCAAUUAUGAAUCUCGACUUCUGAUAGCCCUAUUGAUAUUAGCUAUAGAAUCUCAUUUUCUUUACUACUACUACUACUUUCAUUUUUAAUUUUCAAGACUCAAAAGUGCACCGCUUGCACUUAAUGUUUCUGAGCGUAAAGUUAUUUUAUACAUGGUGCAAUGUCAUAACAUCUUGAAUCCCGAAGGCAUUAUAAAUGAAAUGUUUUUGGUGUUACAUGGAUUUUUGUAUGAUGCAGAACCCCACAUAUAAGGUCACAUAUAGGUACCAAGUCACAAAGGGUAUGAUUCUGUCAUGUAAUUUUAUUAUGGUAGGAAUUAUUGCAUCAUCAGUUGUAGCCAAGACAAUCACAUUUUUAUUUAUACUGAUAGCAUGACAUUAAGCAUAUGACUGUCAUGCUUAAAGUUUUGCUUUUUACAGAAACUGUGUGGGUUCUCCAGUAUACCUCGUCUUUUCUUUUUCUUUUUUCUUUUUUUUAGGUCAGUACAUUUUUGUAGGUUAAUUAUCCCUUCCUUGUACAAUAUUUGUAAGUUUGCACUAUACUGUUGGAAAUCAAACUGUUUUUUAGUAAUGGACAGCACAAUCAUUUUCUCCAUAUGCCCAAAGUGAUGUCUUUGUGGAUGUUCGCAAUGUGCAUUUUCCCAGUAGCAAUGUGAUCAGUCAUGUAAUUUGUGAGCUAUUUUCAUUAAUGCUCAUAUUAAUGACAUGUGUAUUCAUUAUGAUAUUAUUGUGUCAUCAGUGUCCGAAGUAUCAGUGACGAGUGUAUUUUCUCAUGUUUUAUAACUGAUUGCUUCUGCUAUGUAUGCAGUGUGGUAUUGUGAGUGUAGGGUGGAGUGGUGUUCGCACAAACCCUCAGGUACAUACUGGCUUGACCAAUACACCCGACUGACUGACCCACCCCCAUGCCACCUGCUAUCUUCUUGCACAAUCCUUUCCCAAAUGUGCAGUUUGUCGAUCAUCCCAUUUGUGUUGCAGUGUCUUGGUUUCUUUCUGCUGUGAACUAUUGUUUUGCUUACCUUGGGUCAACUUGACACUUCAGGACAAGGAAGUUGCAUUUUUGCAUUUUCCCGACUGGCACAAUAUCAAAUAGUCAUCAGGUGCAAUAGGGACUUUAUGAUAUUUCUCCAGGCUUUUCAGUACUUGAUUUUGAGGCAUAUGAAGUUUGAACCUAUCCUAGAUCCUGGAUUGUGACUUGUCCGUAGAGAAGCUGACCACAUGGGGAUUGUCAGAACCAAAGAUAUCAGUAUUUGUCCAGUCUGCAAGUCUCCACUCUGUGCUAUGCUUUUUGCCACUUUCUUAGUUUUAAAUGUGCAUAAUGUUUCUUGUAUUUCUGUUCAUCUGAGAGGUAAAGUGGCAGCAUGGAAUAACUGAAAUAAACCAAAGAUCUAAAACUGUUGUCUUCUGUGCCAGUGCGCAUAUCUGCAAUGCCGCAUUGGGCAUCACAUAUAGCAUCCAAAUCAGCAUCUGUGCCAGAUGCCUAUACAACGCUUUGCUUAAAAGCUUGUAUUUGGCCAGAUGUAUUUGGCCCACAAGUGUGGCAGUAUGUGUGUGUGUGUGUGUGUGUGUGUGUGUACUGUACUUGGCACAGGUACACAUACCCAGCCUGUAGACAACAUAGUGCAGCAGUGUUAAAUUUUGUGCAGCUAUUGUGGUCUUAAUACUCUUGGAGUUGAAAAUGGCAGCAUUUGGAAUUGAAGCAGCUACAACCCUCUCAGAGUAAGAGUAUUUGAAGUAAUUAAGGUAUUUACCCUACUCAAGAAAUGCUUGAUAGGUUACUAAAAUUCACAGUGCAGGAAAGAAACCAGACAAUAGAGAUGUCAAGUCUUCCUUUUAGCACAAUGGAUAAUUUGUGUCGUGUUGUGAAUCAGAGCACAAGAGAGAUUAAAUUAUUGAUUCCUUCAUUCAAGCACAAUGGUGAAUAAAUGUGUAUCGUAACGUCCAGUAAGAUGAUAUUUCAUUUGUGUUCAUUUUUCGUAAUCCAUGUAAGAAACCACCAUUUUUUGUAUGAUGUAUUAUUGUGUAAUGAUAUUUAGUAAUGACAGGAAGAGUACUAGUUUUAGACAACUUUUUGCUCCUUUUAAACCUGAUUGUGGUACUGUACAAAUCUGCCCUGUGUUUACUCUGUAUAAUAAAUAAAAUAUAAAUAUUG